AUGUUUGCCGUCUGGGAUGAUAAUCUAGCUAAAUCUGCAGAAGCUUGGGCAGCUACCUGCAUUUGGGACCAUGGGCCUCCUUACUUGUUGAGAUUUCUGGGACAAAAUUUGUCUGUACGGACUGGAAGGUAUCGAUCCAUUCUCCAGCUGGUGCAACCCUGGUUUGAUGAAGUGAAAGAUUAUGCUUUUCCAUAUCCUCAGGACUGCAAUCCAAGGUGCCCAAUGAGAUGCUACGGGCCCAUGUGCACACAUUAUACUCAGAUGGUUUGGGCCACUUCCAACAGAAUAGGCUGUGCAAUCCACACGUGCCCUAAUAUGAAUGUCUGGGGAGCGGUUUGGAGCCGAGCUAUUUAUUUGGUAUGCAACUAUGCCCCAAAGGGAAAUUGGAUAGGAGAAGCACCGUAUAAAGUUGGAGUGCCAUGUUCUGCUUGUCCGCCCAGUUACGGAGGAUCAUGUACUAACAAUCUUUGCUUUCCCGGAGUGACAUCAAACUACUUAUAUUGGUUUAAAUAAUAGUACAAUUGUUCUAAUGAAAUGCAUGUGUAACAAAAUCUUGUAUAUUUAAGUUUGCAUAUAUUGUAUAUAUAAUGUAUUGAUUCAUUAAUAUUAUUAUAGACUUUAUAUAAUAAUAUGAAGAUUAGUUUUUAAGGAUAUAAUCAGGGGUGAAAUGCUACUGGAUCGGACUGGAUCAUGUGAUCUGAUAGCAAUUGUGGCCGGUAGUUCGGCGAUUUGGUAGCAAUGGCGGAGCAAUGCUCUGCCCACCCACCUGGGUAUCAUUACUUCCUGGUUUUAACCAGGAAGUAAUGUAUUUCUUAGCUUCUGCACAUGUGCAGAAGGUCUGCGCAUGCAUGUGACGCAUGUGCACUUCCGAGCCGGUAAGGAAGGUAAGUAGAUUUCACCCCUGGAUAUAAUGUAUAUUUAAAUAUUUCCCUUUAAGUGACAAAGUUACUCUUUUGGACCACUGAUAGCUACAGAUUAAUAAUGUGCCUUAAACCACAAAGACAAGGGGAAUUGGAAUAGGAAUGAAAGUGAUUAUGUUUAGAUCCUUAACGGCCUUAAAGGAAUGUAUCUUCAAAUAUUUUAUAUUUAUAGGCCUGGCACAAGAUGAACUUUAGAUUAUUAUAUCUAAUCCUUUGAGUUUUACUUGUGUGCAUAUGUAUGUGUUUUACAAAAAUGGGAAACAAGAUAUAUCCUGGCUACAAAUUGAAAAGUUUAAAUAACUCAGAUUGGUAGAAUAAUAUCAAUAUGGGAUAUUUCUUUGUAUUACUAUUUAGAAUGAGCGAAAUUAUGAUAUUUUUGAAAAAUGUGCCCAACCGACUGUAAUUUUAUAAAAGAACACGAAGUUCUCCAGAAAAUUUAACAGAAGAAAAACAACAACACUGAAAUUAUAAUGGUGUAUAUUUGUACAGCUUUAUUCUCUAGUACAGGGGUCUCCAACCAUGGCAACUUUAAGCCUGGCGGACUUCACCUCCCAGAAUUCCCCAGCCAGCAAAGCAAAGGUGGCUGGGAAAUUCUGGGAGUUGAAAUCCGCCAGGCUUAAAGUUGCCAACAUUGGAGACCCCUGCUCUAAUAGUAGUAUCUAGUGAGCAAAAAAAAAAAAAAAAAGUCCAAACAUUUUCCUUUACUUAAAAUAUAUAUGUGCAAUUGUGGCAAAAUUCUGUGGACUAACUUUAGUUUUGUGCUUAGAAAUAUACUUAGUUAUGUUGCUUUAGUUGAACAAAGCCCUAAAUCAAAGCAACGUGGCUAUCAUCUGAGGGUCACAAACACUCUUCUUCCUGUUUGUGAUACUUGAGGCCACUGUUGCUUCUGGGUUUUGCGUUGUGAACUACUUGACCCUUAUCAAUGAUAUUCUUUGUAGAUAGAGUGGAGCAGAUGGGUGCUGCCAUGCUAAUGUGGAUCCCAAGUUCAUUAGAGGAUGUGCAAUAAUAUCAGACAGCGAAUUGUUUACUUUUGAUAAAGUUAGAUAUAUUUUAAACAGCAUCAGGUUUACUAUUACCUGGAUGUUCAAGACAGGCCGGACUGUAAUAAUAAUGCACUCUUCUAUCCAUAUAUAAGCUAACAUUAAUUUAGAGUCAAAGAUCUUGCUUCUUAAUGGAGAAUAUUAGUUUGCUUUAUAGUAACCAACUAGUUUGCUUUAUAGUAACCAAAUUUUCCCCCAGCACUAAAAUGGUGAUUGGAUAGCAAUUAUACUGUAAAACUGAGCUUCUGUGGGGUACAUGAUGUUCCACUAACUAUAGUCCAUAACUCAUUGGCAAAAAGAUAGUCAAGAAAUAGUUUUGUAACAUUACAAGCAAACCUUAUAAUCUGUUGACCUCUCAUCACCGUCAAUGUAGUGAGGGACUCAUCCUGUCAUAGGGAGAAAACCUCUUGAGUCCAGUAUGAUUUUAGCUUGUGGAAUAGGUUAAAACCCUUUCUAAGUACUAGAAGGAAUGGUGAGCAAAAAAAUUGCUAUAUAUUUAAUUUUUUUUUAAAAAAAGGAGUGACAUUUAAAGUGUAAUCACUUUCAGAAGUAAUAUAGUAUGCUUUCUGAAUAGCAAUUGUACAUACCUGAUUCUGUAUUGCAGCUGAAACUAUUACAAAGAAUAUACAUGCAUUCAUAUUUUAGUGAUAAUUAUUCUUCUACAUUGAUAAAAAUAACCUGAUUCUAUGGAAUAUUAUCUUUUAAUAACUCAGACCACAAAACCUUACUACCAAACUGGUGCAUAUGAGUUUUUAUAAUAUGUAAAAUGGUGCUAAUCUAGAGCAAAAUCCUGGCUCUGUUGAAAACUAUGCCCAUGUUUUUCAUUGUUUUCAGAGAAACUAUGGGUCAUCUACCUAUUCAUUAUAAACACACUGUUAAUUGAAACAAAUACAACAUAAGCUAUUUCAUACGAGCAGCUUCUUAAAACAGGCAGCAGGAACUUUCUUCAUAGACCUAAAGGACUUUCAGUGCAUUGGUUGAGGAACUGACUUUUCUAUCUUAAUUAUAUAAUGAUAUUAUUAAAUUACCUGUAGGGUUAACCCAAAAUCAUAUAAUAUUUAUCAGCUACGUUGGUUUCUGCCAAAGAUGGUUAAACCAUAUUUCCUAGAAGUUUAGGAUUUCUCAGUGAAAAAAAAUGGUAAUGACAGAGAAGCAUUUCAGAAGGAAUUUGAUAACUAUCAACUAUUACUGGUCUUCAUCUGAGUUGUAAAAUAUAUCUUGGUUAUAUUCUAAGGAACUACUAGAUUGCAUUUGUAGGAGUGGCAAAGCCUAGCAUGUCUGGAUGAUGAGCCAUACUUAUCAUCUUUUGGCAGAUGUAUAUGUUGCCUGGCAGACACAUCUGGGUUCCUUGGUAAACAGAUUGAUGUGGAAAAUGUUCUUUGAGUUUACAAAGUUUGAAAACUGCCAGUUUACAUAAAAGGAAGGGUGAUAAAUCCUCAUUUUCUUACAAAGCCAGUAAUAUCAAUGGGUGCUUGAUCAAGUAGCUCAACCUGAAGCCACAGUAUGUAUCUGUGCUAACAUUAAUUAAUUAAAUUACUGUGGCCUUGGACAAGCCUAUAGCAGAUAUCUAAAGCAUCAACCAUCCUGUCACUAUUUUUUUUCCAGUAAAUAUACAGAGUCCCAAUUUGGAAAGUAUAAAUUUGGCCAAUAUGUGCAGACAUUUUUAAAGGAAAAUUAAAAUUCUCUCAAAAAAGAGAAGACAUUUGUGACUGCCCAUGGCUCAUUUUCUGAUUUCAACAGAACUGCUAGUUCUUCGGUAUUUUUUUUUUCUUCCUAGAAUUUUCCUGCAAGUGCAGGAUCUAGUUUUUUCAGAUCAAACAAAUGUUGAUCCACUAGUUGUGACAGGAAUUGACAGAAUGGCUUGCACCUGAGCCUGCUGUGCCAGGUUGAGAUAGGGUGAUGGGCCAAAGUGAGCCAGUUGGAUUUUAUGCCUAAGGCAGAACUCACAAUCGCCUACUUUAUAGCUUGGUGCCUUAACCACUUGACCAAAAUGUGUUGGUAUAUUGUCAUACCAAUUAAACUCUGAAGUUGGUGCUAUUUUAUAUAACUAAGGUGCUACAUUACUUUAUCAAUUAUCUUGUACAUUUCAGUUACUCAAAAAUAAGGCAAGCUGGCUUUAAUGAAAUUUAAGUGGUUUAACAACAACAGCUGACCUGACCUACAACAGUGAUCUAAGAUUAUGAUAUUAAUCUUUUGACCAAAACACUCAUUGAUAUGGUUAUAAAUCAAUUGUUUAAAGAUAGUGUACAUUACAGAAUGUCAUUUCAACAUGUUUAUACAAAACUGAGAGUCUUGGUUGCAAUGAACUUAAAUAUACAUGUACAAUGAGAAUUUUGCAUAAUAAUUUAAAAAGAAUGGAUGUGCACUGAAUUCAAAGCAUAACCAAAAGUCAAAAAAAUAGAAACAAAACUUCAUUAAACAAGGUGCCAAGAAAUCAAACCUCCAUAUAUCUCACCACAGAUAGAAAAUGCUGCACCAAUACUUGACCAAGGAACCUAUGCAAAUAGCUUUCUGAUAGGUUCCUUGGCAUGCGGCAAUCUAAGAUUUUUCACUCAUGAAAUCUGAUCUCAUGAAGUAAUAUAUCAAAAUGUAAGAAAUUUAAGUUUUGAAAGUAACUUGUGGAUCUAAUAGAUACACAUUUGUAAAUAUGUAUAUCACAGAAGUCUAGCCAUCAGAAAGCUCUGAAUGACUUUGCUUGCAUAUAUGCACACUGUGGAAAAACAAAAGUUUGCUGCUGUAUAAGCAAGCUUGAUUAGCGCACUAAUGCAACUUAAGUGAUAACACAUUAGGUAAUUGUUGUUGCUGCUGCAAAAAGAUUAGUGUCACUUUUUUUCCUUUCUGGCUGGAACACAGUGCUAUGCUUCCCUUAAUGGGAUGAGUUUUCAGUUGAAGAAGAGAUGAGCUAAUCCUUCCUCUAAACCAGUGUUUCUCAAUCUUGCAGGUUUAAGACCUCUGGAUUUCAACUUUCGGAAUUCCCCAACCAGUAUGAGAAACACUGCUCUAAAUUUUCCCUCUGUGCUCUUCUAUUCUAUUGAAGAAGAUUUAGAAAGCAGGCCAGGUAGUGCAGGAAGGAAAAGAGAGGAAAUAAAAUCCUAUUAAGCUAGUGGAAAUUUACUAGUGAUAUGUUAUAUACCACUUUUAUAUUAUUAGAAAAGUAAUUAUUCUUUUUAAUUCCAUGCCUAGUCUUGCUUCUCCCUGUGCUACCCAGAUCUAGAAUAGCUCAGUGGUGGGAUUCAACCGGUGUAACAACCGGUUCGCUAAGUGUGCGCUUCACUUUGAAAUGAUAACUAAAAUUAGUCUGAUUUAUCUGAACAACCUGAAAUUGCCUUCAUUUUACAAAUCAUAGUUAAAACUAAUAUUUAUGCAUUAUGAUUAAUUAAAAUGGAGUAAAUGAGUCUAUGACUCAUACUACGAUAGAGGAAUGAACUUACACACAACAAUUAGAUAAUUUGAAGAACGCACAAGACCUAGGCUCAUUUGUCCAUUGUUAAAUCAUAGUUUAGUGUUAUAUCUGAAAAUAGCUAAUAUCUAAAAGAUUGUGAGAUCAACUUUCCAUCUUGUAACGUGAUAUUGUUAUUAUCUGGAAUCAGCAAUUAAUGUAUUUAUAAAAUUAAACAACCAUUUUUUCUUCUAUAUUUGGCUUAUUUUUGUGGUUUGUUUGCCUGAAAUUAUAGAUCAUUGUCUGAUAUAGGUGUCAUAACAGGUAAAUUUACUUUUUUAUAUCAUUGUAGCUAUAUUACAGAUUGCAAUAAGUAUUACACUAUUCCUGUGGUAACACAAACAUAAUUUUGAAUGAGAAUAUACGUUUAAAUAAAAAUACCCCAAACCGUCAGAUUUCUGAACAUAAGCAUUCUUUUUUUCCUCCCUCUUUAUCAAAACUUGGAAUUGAUUCCCAGUGGGCCAAUAUUAUAUAAUUCUAAAUACAGAAAUUAGUAUGUGUGCAUUAUCCUGAGUCCUUUAAAAAAACUUUAGCAGCAAUCCCAUUAUUUCUCAAAAAAGAACCACCUGAUACCUCCUUCUUUACCUUUUUGGAGCCUGGCAAAGACUUUUUAUUUCUAUGGUCCAUUGAUCAUUCCUAUAUUAUUAUUCAAAGUAACUUUAUGAAUGUGACAUUUUUUAGAUUUUGUCUUUAAGUCUGUGUUUUUGGUAUUAUUUCAAUGCUAUUUUAAAUUAUUUUAAUUGACUAUUUUGCUUGCUAUUUGAUUUUUAUUGAUUUUCUUAGUACCAUUAUUACAUGACAGUUUAAAAGUAUUUGGUCAGAGGAAAACCUGAUUCUAGAAAGAAAUAUAUAGAGUAAUAUUUUGCUUUGUAAGUAGGAAGUUCUGGCAAGUUCUGGCAAUAUAAAUGCUAACAAGAAACUGAAUAAUCCUCAGCACUUUUGUCACAUUUUCCCUUCAUACUUCUCAGCCAAAAACACUACUUGUGCCUUAGGACCCACUGACGAAAGCCAGCAUAGCACUGACUUGCUGGGAAUUUGACCUUUCCCCUCGAAGUAAUAAAUCUAGUUUGGAAAAAAAGCAAUCUGCUUGGUUUAGAAUUAUCAUUUGCCUGAUUGCAUAUAAUCAUACUGAACAACUCUAGUAUAUUGUUUUUUUUCAUAUAGAUGACAUAAUUUUGAAAGAAGCCAACAGUAAUGAUCAAAUAUUCAUCACUAAUGAUAAUGCUCCCAUUACGAAGAACAACUAACUGGGGAAGGACAAUGUUUUCUGAUUAUACAAACCAGUCCCAUUUCACAAUUCAACAAUAAAUGGUUGCUUCUACACAUUAGUUAAAUGGAAACAGUUGCUAUCAGGAAAGGACUCCAUGCACUUGAAUAGCUUUCAUAUGAAUUUAGAAGCUAAAUUAAAUCAAAUUUUUACUGUGUAGUAAGUUCGUGACAGAUGAUACUUUGAGAAAAAUUGUAACUCUAAUUAUAUCCGAACAAAAGGUACUAUCUUAGUUAACACAGUCUUAAGGAAGCAAUGUCCAAGGAAACAUGCAAAAAACAACAGGUUGCAUAAUCUAAAUAACAUUAAACAUUCUUAGAAUCUACAUUACAAUAUAUUUAUUAGGCAAGAUCAAAGGGAUCAAACAGUGCAUAUGCUGGAGAGGGCUGUCUUAACGCAUGGGCCUGAUGGAAACUUGUCCAUGGGCCCCACAAGCAUAGGGCACUUGUCCAUGGGCCCCACACUAAUAUGUGUAUGUUAAUUCUUCAAUGCACUUUGUAUCAUAUAAAUACAGCAACUGUAUGGCUUACUGAGUAUUAUUGUGUUUUUCAUGCCUCGUGUAUUUUUCAAAUAUUUAUCAUGUUGAUUAGUUGCUGCUGCAUAGCAUGUUUUUAAUGUUUCAACACCAAUUUUGUUGGAAGUGCCAAUAAAAUAAAUAUAUGUUUAGUA
This is a messenger RNA of Ahaetulla prasina, 7335 nucleotides long. RefSeq names its product peptidase inhibitor 15 (gene PI15). Gene Ontology annotation, cellular component: extracellular region. Lineage: Eukaryota; Metazoa; Chordata; Lepidosauria; Squamata; Colubridae. The transcript has 5 exons. The record is from RefSeq and is a predicted model, not a curated record. The coding region runs from base 1 to 513 and encodes 170 amino acids.